UUUAGACGUCAAUUUGACAACUGUAUUCAAUCUAGCCGUAACCUCAUCUAAAACGCAAAUGGUUCUAUCUGUGAGCAAAUCAUAGACACUGUGCAUCACCGUAAACGUUCCCCCUGUCAUUUUAAAGAUGGUGGAAGGUAGUUCUACAACUGUCAUGUCGGGCGGUAGAAAGCCCCGUUCUGUGGCAAACCCUCUGGAAUCCGCGAUCACCACACCCAGUGAACGAAUCUUGAGAGAAUGCCACAAUUUAUAUAUCGACAGCGAAAACGGGCUGGUGAAGAUAUCAAGCCGACUGGGUCUCCGGCUCCUUCCUCCACGGAAGAAGAUCAUUGUGAUGAUAAUGGGGAACCACUCUGCUGGAAAAAGCUCAUUUAUUAAUUGGUAUGUGGAAGAACAUAUACAGAAAACAGGCGUUGCCAUAGAAACGCAGGGAUUUACGUUUAUAACAAGUGGUCGGAAAAGAGAAUCGCUGACGGGAAAUGCCACGCUCCAUCUCUACCCCCAUUUCCGACCACUCCUGGAGUUUAAAGGUGUUACGGACUAUCUGUCGGCUGAGAUCUCCACCUCCAAGCAGAAGAAGUUUAGUCUGGUGACGUUCGUGGACACACCGGGCCUGGUGGAUGGGGACAUGGUCUAUCCCUUUGAUGUCAACCGCGCGAUCACCUCGUUUGGGGAGCAGGCGGACCUGGUCUUUGUGUUCUUCGACCCUAUGGGCCAGGCGCUGUGCAAACGCACGCUCAACAUUGUGGAGAAGCUGAGCGAUAAAGUUGCGGACAAGCUGCGCUUCUACCUCAGCAAGGCAGAUGAAGCCGGGAGGGAGACGGACAGACAGCGUGUCAUGAUGCAGAUAGUUCAGGAACUGUGUCGCCGACCGGGGCUGAACAAGUGUGGCUUUGAGAUGCCCACCAUAUACAUCCCUAACCCCCAGAAGCCGAGCCGGUGUGUGAACCAGAUCGACGGAGUGUGUCAGACGAUAGAGAAGACCAUCAACCAGGCCGUCCAGAAGACACUGGACCAGCUGGAGAAGGACUGUGACCUCAUCUCCUCCACAAUCGACAGCAAAUUGUCCCAGGACAGGGCGGACGUGAGUUUCAACAGCAGUGUCCGUCUGCACUCCUUCCUGUGUGGGGCACUGGGCAUCCUACUGCCGUGCCUUUUCAUCCUCAGCUUCGUCGUCAACACCCUGACUCCAGAGGAGCUGCAGGAGCUGCUGGGAGAUGGGCUGGCCAAAGCCCUUGGGCUCUCCAUGGGUGUAGUUGUCUUUCUGUGGACCUGGAUACCAGAGGAUUUCCAGAUAUUGUUUGUGAUCAUAUUUGGUGUACUCUGCUACUUUUUCUUUUGUCUUGCCAAAUAUUUUGCCCGCCAAGGGAAUAGGACUCUUACGAAGAAGGAGAAGAGAAGCCUCACAGAGUACAGCGAUUACGUCCAGGAUGUCGUCAAAGCCAAGAAGGGAAAACUAUACGAGGAGUAUCUCGCGCAGUGUGCUGCUGAAUAUGACUUCUGAUAAGGGGCGGGCGGAUCCAUCGGAAAUCUACAUGCCGGACUUUCUCCUUGAUUGUUAUGUAGGACGUCUUCGUAAGUCUUUUCCUAAUCACACUGAUCAAGGGCUCACAUGCCUAGGAUUGCACAAUUUGGGAAGCUUUCUGGUACAUUUAUAUGCCACUGGGCGGAGGGAGAAGUAUUUAUUUCUGUAAUAAAACUCUUUCUGAUUGGCUGGGCCUGGCUCCACAGUGUGUGGGCCUAUGCCCUCCCAGGCCCACCCAUGGCUGCGCCCCUGCCCAGUCCUGUGAAAUCUGUAGAUUAUGGCCUAAUUUAUUUAUUUCUAUUGACUGAUAUCCUUAUACCAACUACAACUGAGUCAAAUCUUUGAAAUUGUUGCAUUUUGCUUUCAUAUUUUUGUUCAGUGUAUAACUCAAUUUGUGAGAUACAGUAUAUAACUGUGAGAGAAAUAUAAAGUGCCUUUUCUAUUUGGAAAACUGUGAUUUAAGAAGUAUCUCAAUCUGAAAUUUCUCGUGACUUUUUCAGGAUGUGUAUGUAUUUACAUCUGAAAGCAUGUAUGGGACUGUUUACUUGUUUAUAGGCUACCUUUCUUAAAUGACUCUCUUAAGCUAAAAAGCAAACAAUUUGCUGGCAGGUGUUUCUUGAUGUCUUUUUUUGAAACAUCUUAGAUUCUAAUGUUUGAACGUGCUUGGGGGAUCCUUUGACAUUUUGUAAUGAAUAUGUUGUAUUACAAACUACAGUAUCAAUAGAAGUGUCUAUUCUGGACAAUAAUUAUUAUUUAUUUUUUCUAUGGGAAUGCAAAGGUAGAGAUGAUCAUGACGUGAGAACACUGUGUGUGUGGCAGGGAAUGCUAUUUUAUGGCAAUAUAUGGAGACACACCAACUCUAUUUUAAAAGGCCAGACUUUUUUUUACCAGACUGCUUCCACAUGGUUAGCAAAUUAAAUAGAA
Messenger RNA from Oncorhynchus mykiss (rainbow trout), 2449 nucleotides. RefSeq lists its product as uncharacterized. The record is from RefSeq and is a predicted model, not a curated record. Gene Ontology annotation, molecular function: GTPase activity. Lineage: Eukaryota; Metazoa; Chordata; Actinopteri; Salmoniformes; Salmonidae.